Diaporthe batatas is the source of this 3845-nucleotide messenger RNA. RefSeq lists its product as uncharacterized. The record is from RefSeq and is a predicted model, not a curated record. Gene Ontology annotation, cellular component: cell division site; plasma membrane; cytoplasm. The transcript is spliced from 6 exons. Gene Ontology annotation, biological process: septin cytoskeleton organization. Lineage: Eukaryota; Fungi; Ascomycota; Sordariomycetes; Diaporthales; Diaporthaceae. The coding region runs from base 827 to 3550 and encodes 907 amino acids.
GUACUACUCAAGCAAAGUAAGUUCGAAGUUAUUUGCGACUGUGCGGGCCGCGGCACGAGGCACGAGGCACCCCCGGUCCUUGGGGGCAGGCGAGCAAGAUGAACAGGCAGGCCAAAUUUACCACGAAUUGAUGAGCUCCGCGCCGGCGUGCCGGGCUGGGUCGGACUGGACUGAAUUGGAUCGAGUCGAAUUGAACGGAAUUGCGCCCAUUCCUUCGCAUCUCCGCUGGACAUUCGAGCGUUUCUUCAUCUGCGUCCCCCCCCUGCUCUGCUCCAUCAUACAGGUAGAUUAAUGACCUAGCAUACAGUACACAGUACCAAUCUACCAAUCUACCAACCUACCAACCUACCAACCUAGGUACUUAGGUAUCCAGGGCUUUAACCCCCCCCCAAGAGGGCAGAUCAUGUCAUUGCAACAUCGUAUCGGCCCGCCCAGCCAGCCCAGUCCCGGCCAGCCACUCCCAGCGAACUAAGAAAACCACCAUCCCCAUACCCCAUACCAACCUGGAGCUGGACACUUCACAUGCGGUCCCAGUGAUCUUGGUCCGCAUUCCGACAUCGCGAGACACACCUCCUUCUGUACAUAGUCGUCGCCCCUCGCCUUUGCCCUCGCCCCUGCCCUCGCCUCCCCCGUCUGCCAGUCCCAACCGCUGUCUUGUCGCCCACCCCCCACCGAAGACCGACAGCAGCGAGGUCCCGGGCCUCCUGAACCCCCCGACCUGCCGAACCAAAGAGCCCGCGGACCAAUUGCUACCUGAUGACUCGCCUGCUCGCGCCCAUCUAGAUCGCACAGUGUUUGCGCCCAAACGAGUCCUCCAUAUCCAACCAUGGAUGACCUUCAGAGAUCCGAAUACCCAGCAAUGCUGGCAAACUUGCAACCUGGACAGGCCGUGCAAGUCGUCAACGAUCGCCUGAAGCGCAUUGGAAAGGUCAACACCGAGAUAGCAGACUGGCUCCAGGAACGCCGGCGGCUCGAGGACCAAUAUGUUGCUGGGCUCAAGAAGCUGUUACUCUUCAAGGUUCCCAACGCCUCGUCCGACCUGGGCAUCUUCCAGCCUUCCUGGGACAAGAUCCUCCACUCUACCGACGCCAUCGCCGCCUCGCACCACCUGUUCGCCCAACGAAUCGAGAAGGAUGUCGAGCAGGACCUGCGCCAAUUCCAGAACCGCAAGGAGUUCCAGAACAUGACGACCAUGUUCGCGAAUCUGUCUGCCAUCGCAAAGGAGCUAGAAGACGCCAGGGAGAAGGCAGACAAGCUGACCAGGAAGGGCGGCAAGGCCAGCGCCCUCAAGGUCGACCAGGCAACCGCGAGACUCGAAUCGGCCACAGGACAGUGGGAGUCGCAGGCGCCCUUCAUCCUCGAAACAUUGCAGGCCCUCGACGAGCAGCGGUGCAACCAUCUCCGAGACGUCCUCACACAGCUCCAGACGCACGAGGUCGACCAGGCCGACAGGCUACGGGCUACAGCCAACGACGCCCUCACUACGAUUCUCGAGGCCGACACAUCGAAGGAGGUUGAAAACUUCGCAAAUAGGGCAACCGGCGGCCGAGUAAAGUUCGAAAGGAGGACAGGAUCUGGCUCCAUAGACCGGACGCCGACAGCGACAAGGCAAUCUUCCGUUGGCAACGUGCAGCCCCCCUCGACUGCAGACUCUAGUCUUGCUCCGCCGCAGACCGCAACGUCCUUCAAUGAUGACGAUCGGAGUGACCAUUCGACACCUGGGGCCGACAAGUCCGAAAACAAGCUACGGAGCCGGAUUGGGACAAUGCUUGGCCGACGAAGGCAGAGCGUCCAUGGAGGCUUUGGUCAACUUUCUCCAGGCAAGAAUGCCGGCCCUUUCAAUCGAGCAUCCAGCAGCCACGGCCGCCUGUCGCCACACACCUCUGCGAGCAACCUUGCUAUCUCGACUGGUAGGCUUGAUGCCUUGACAGAAGCACCUGAUACCCCCAGGCUGCCCAAGCCCGAGGCUACCGAAGAGGCAGCGGCUACUAAUGGGACACACGGCGAAGCUUCGGAACAGAAUGCACCGGCACGGACCCUGCCCACUGGCCUCAACGGGAUGACUGCCGAGGAAAUCUUCGAUGCGCCGCCACCGCCAGGCCCACCCCCAUCGCACUUCAACAAGGAAGGCGAACCCGCCAAGGACGAGGAGGGGUUCACGAUACCGACAGCAGCAAAUGACCCUAUUUCCCAGGCGCAGAGGGAUGCGGCAGAUGAGGCAGGAGAGGAGCACGAGCAGCUCUUCAAGCUCAACAUACAGAACAGCCCGAUCGCCGAGGAGGACCCCGACGAGACCAAGGCAGCUCAGCUGAGUGUUGCAAACACCCUCAGCACGAUGCAGAUGCCUGCGCGCAGGUCAGGCACCGUGCGCGGCCGGCGAGAUGUGCGAAACACAAUGUAUAUGCCCUCGCCUCCUACAUUGCCCGGGCCGGAAGCCGCUGCGUCCCUCUCGCCGGGCGAACCGACGCAAAACCUACCACCAUCUCCCGCAUUGCAGGGCGCAGGUAGUAGCAUGAGCUCGCGACCAUCAGCUAUACACACGCUGGCCAGUGAGGCCAGCGUGACCGGGACCAGCGACACGCAGUCAGUCAGGAGUGCGACUAGCCUAGGGGGGAUGGCACACGGCAAACACCCGGAGCUGACGGCCCCGGGCUUGAAUUCCAGUAUCGUUGAGACGGUGUCUGCGUCCUUCGAGGGCGGCGUCUUGAAGUCAGUCCGGAUCAAUGGGGAGAUCGCAUUUGCAUACAACGGAGACGGCACGAUCUCCGAUGCACGCGAAGCGAUACGUAUCAAUAACUUCCCUAGUCUGGAAGCUAUUGGCCCCAACCGAAUCUUCGUGUCCAGUACACCGUCGCCGGACGAAUUCACCCUCGACUUGUCGCAUAUCCCCAACAAAAUUGCUACACCAGGAUUCACGUACCGUGUUCACGCCGAAGAUCCCACCUCUUCCCACCUCGCGAGUCACUGUCCUCUUCUGAUCAACCCGGCCUGGAAACCGACUGGAGACAAGCUCGGUUUAUUGCUACAAUACAAGCUUAAUCCCGACUUCACGCCAAAUGCUGAAAAACCGGUGGUGCUUAAAGGCUUCACCAUUAUGGCCACCUAUACGAAUGCGCGCGCCAGCGGCGUCCAGACGAAACCCGCAGGCACGCACCUUAAGGACAAGCAUCUGGUUUAUUGGCGGCUGGGAGACGUUACUCUCCAGCCAGGUGCGGACUGGCAGAAGAUUGUCUGCCGGAUCAUCGGUGCAGAGAACGCGGAGCCCAAAGCUGGCAACAUCGAGGCCAGGUGGGAGUACAUCAGCUCCGGCACCGCUUGGGAGGAGGAAGAGGAUGAUGGCAGUCGACCCGGCGGCAUCUCGCUAAGCCGGAAGAGGGAGGACAAAGGAAAGGGGAAGGCGACGGCCGAGGACGAGAAGAGCGACAGCGAGGAUGACCCGUUCGCAGACGAGAGCGCAGCUGUGAGCCCGAGGACGAAGGACUCGAAAGUUAGCUGGCAGCUGGUGCCGACUGCGAGGAAGAUCGUGAGCGGGAAGUACGAGGCGAAAUAAGCAGGGGCGGUCUGGGCGAAAAUUAAAAGGUAAAAAGCAAUGUGCACGUGACGUGCUGAUAGGGCGAGCAUAUUGGCUUUCGACGAUAAUAGUCGCGAUUCGCAUACUGCAGGCGACGGCCGGGGGCAAAGUCCUCGGGGCGGAAAGAGAGACUACUGCAUUUGCGCGGUCUGAACGAUGUUUCUGGCGUGGACGGGUCUUUGAUAAGAGACGUGACGCUAUAUACCACCUCUUCGUACCUUUUCUGACACGUAAUUGUGUUUGGUAUAUCAAUCAAUCUACUUUGUAAACUGUA